Messenger RNA from Ctenopharyngodon idella (grass carp), 2217 nucleotides. RefSeq names its product deoxyhypusine synthase (gene dhps). The record is from RefSeq and is a predicted model, not a curated record. Gene Ontology annotation, biological process: peptidyl-hypusine biosynthetic process. Gene Ontology annotation, molecular function: deoxyhypusine synthase activity. The coding region runs from base 165 to 1253 and encodes 362 amino acids. Gene Ontology annotation, cellular component: cytoplasm. NCBI's taxonomy places the organism in Eukaryota, Metazoa, Chordata, Actinopteri, Cypriniformes, Xenocyprididae. The transcript has 10 exons.
UCGGUCACUUCGCGUUUUUUAUUUAGUUUGUACCGCCGCGCUUGCCGUAGUUGUUUAGAACAUGUGGAUGCUCAAAGUGUGUGGUGCUGUGAGUGAGAUCCGCGAUAAACUACAUUAACAAACCGGGUAUUAUUACAUACUUAACAGCUUGGAUCAGGGUGAUCAUGGCCCAUCAGGCUCCCUCUGUGGCGAGGGAUGCAGUGUUAAAGGAGAGCAGCCCUCUGCCGGAGGACAUGCCCCAGAUUAAAGGCUAUGAUUUCAACCAGGGGGUGGAUCAUAAAGCCCUGCUGCAGUCCUUCCUCACCACGGGCUUCCAGGCCAGCAGCUUCGGUCAGGCCGUGCUGGAGAUCAAUAAGAUGAUUGAGAGGAGACUGGAGCCGGUGCAGGAGGAGCUCGAGGGCUGCGAUGAUUCACAUCAGUCUGGUUCAGGAUGCACCAUCUUCUUGGGCUACACAUCAAACCUGAUCAGCUCCGGUGUGAGAGAGAGUAUUCGCUACCUCGCACAGCACAGAAUGGUAGAUGUGAUAGUGACCACAGCAGGAGGGAUUGAAGAAGACUUUAUAAAAUGUUUAGCACCCACUUACCUUGGAGAGUUCAGUCUGAAAGGCAAAGAGCUACGACAGCAAGGCAUUAAUAGAAUAGGUAAUCUCCUGGUACCAAAUGAAAAUUACUGUAAGUUUGAAGACUGGCUGAUGCCUAUUCUGGACCAAAUGGUGCUGGAACAAAAAACAGAGGGCACACACUGGACACCCUCCAAAAUGAUCCACAGACUUGGCAAAGAAAUUAACAACCCAGACUCUGUGUACUACUGGGCCUAUAAGAAUGACAUACCAGUGUUUAGUCCCGCCCUCACUGACGGCUCAUUGGGUGAUAUGAUCUACUUCCACUCAUAUAAGAACCCUGGACUAGUGCUUGACAUUGUGGAGGAUAUUCGGAGGUUGAACAGCAAGGCCGUGUUUGCCAAGAGCACAGGAAUGAUUAUUCUCGGAGGAGGUCUCGUCAAACAUCAUAUCGCCAACGCUAAUCUCAUGAGGAACGGAGCAGAUUUUGCGGUGUUUGUCAACACUGGGCAGGAGUUUGACGGAUCUGAUUCCGGCGCCCGGCCAGAUGAAGCUGUCUCUUGGGGAAAGAUCCGCAUGGAUGCCUCUCCUGUAAAGGUUUAUGCUGAUGCUUCUAUAGUCUUUCCACUUUUAGUGGCUGAAACUUUUGCACACAACGCCAACAGGUUGAUCAAGGAGAAGAAGAGCGAUUGAUGGUGCUUUUCUCUUGCAAAACCCAUUUAAACGCUUUACCCCUCGUCACUCUCUUCCUGUUUGCUUGUCUUUCUGUGCAGAUGGUUUAAAUGCUUUAUUUAAAUUCAGAAAAUCAUGGCUAAUAGUCCAUUUAAACAAGUACAACAUCAGUGUUUCUUUUGUAUAUUAUGUAGAGGUUUUAUGUCAUUUUCUGUCAGGUAAAAUAUGUUCAAAACAAAUUUGCAAGGUUAUAUUUUCAGUUGUUUCUUGAGUUCACUAGUUUUUAUAUUUAAUUCUGUACCUAAUUCAGAAGGUACAAUGUUUGUUUUAUUGUAUUUCAUCCCUUGUUGUGUUGAGUACUACUUUUAUCUGCAUGUUUAUCCUCUCUCCAUUGUCAGAUUUUAAAAAAUAUAGUAAAUGUCACCAUGAAGAGUACAUUUAUUCCAUAACCUACAUUACUUUAUUAUUAUGUGGCUGUUAAAAUGCAUGGAUAUGUAUGGAGAGAGUUGAAAGACAUUAAAUAAUUUAAGAAAAUGUCUGUGUAUGUAAUGUAUAUCUCUUAACGUAUGCAUCUUUUUUGUUCUGUCACUGUAAAGCCACCAGAGGGCAGUUGUGAUUUACUACCAGUAAUCCAUGUCUCCCAAUCCACUACUGUACAUUUUUGUUAUUCACAAGAGGCACUUUUGAUUUACUUCUCUUGGCCAGGAGUGUAUAAACAGUUUAUUUAAUUACAGUGGGAAACUGUAGAGAUUUAUACUGUUUUUAGCUGUUCUGUGGAAAGCGGUAGUCGAGAUGUUAACGGCAUGUAUUGUGAUAACAUUUGCUCAGCUGUAGUAAGUGUGCAAAUCAAGUGUUUUGACCUAAAUGUCAAUGACUUAUUGAAUGUCUUGGUUUUGUUAGCUUAGUUUCGAAUUCCUUUUUGCACAUUUGAACUUUCAGCAAUAAGUAAUCUGUCUUGACCUAAAUAGUACCUAUCUGAAACCUG